AUGCGGCGCUAUGGCUGGGAAAGACAUCUGGACGAGAGCACAGCGUGCACGUGGAUGGAAACCUUUGAAGCAGUCAAGAAGGCAGAGUAUUGGUCUCGUUUUGCUUGGUUUCUGGUCGCGCACUUGUUGCACCCUGCUUGUCGUGAGAGUUUGCGUGCGUGGCACAAUCCGGUGACCGUUUUGGAGUCGAGAUUAGACCGCAGUGGUAUUGCCCAGGAGGUGGUUACUUUGCACGAUGACUUGUUGGCCUGGCAAGAUCUCCACGGGUGUUCUUCGUUGCCCGAGAAGAAGCAGCAUGCAGACUUGGCGAAGAGGGUGGGCAAGUAUUUCAACAGCAGGGAGGCGCGUGUGAGGACCCUCCAGAAAGCUUAUCCUGCAGACUUUGCGCCGCUGCCUGGUUACAGAGUUGAGUGUUUGUCCUUGGAAGGCGAUUCCCUGCGUGGUGUACUCUGGCGGUCUGCAGCUGAACGUGCUCUGAUGUUUUCGAUCCCUGGAUGGAGAGAAGAGGGCAAGGGCAAGGAGGAGUUUCAUCCUUUGCAGGAUUUCUGUAAGCAUUGGUUGCCAGAAGCAGACGAGAUGGAGUGUCUUGAUUUGUUGACGAACACACAGCGCCCUGUCACGUGGAAGCUCGAGCAAGUCGCGAGACGAUUGGACUGUUCACCCACGGUAUCUGGUGCGCAAGAAGCCUUAGCCAAGCGCUUACUGCGAUCUUUCCCUGAGGAUGCAGGUGAAUGCCUACAGAAAUUCUGCUGUAGAUUGUGUCCAACCGACUGCGCAGAUGCAAAGUCCUUCAAAGAGCACGUCGCACAGGAGCACGCUGGCGUCGGGCUGCAAGAUACUCCCCGGACGCUGAUUGAGUAUCGCAAGAAGAUUCUCGCUCUUGUACCAGGUAUGAGCAGACAGAGGACAAUAGCUGCCAACUUUGAUGAGCGCUUGCGUUGCCCUGCAGGCACGAGUGAGGAGGGCCGAGUGGAAGCUGCCUGUGUGGUGUGUGCUCGACGUUUUUGGGCGCAUGAGUUGAACAAGGUGCUACUCUUCACCGAUCCUGCCCAAGCAGAAGGGCUACCACAGCUCCCGGAUGGAGUGGAUGCAGCAGUCCGUCCAUCCCAGCAGCAUCGACUCUGCCGCCUGCUGGGAGUUCCACGCUAUGCUGAGCGCUGGCCGCACAUAGCUUUGGAGGAGUUGCAGAAGUCUGCCGUUGAACAUCCUUUCCUCCCAGGUGAAUAUGUGCUCUUGCGCCGGCGGCGCAUGCCGGAAGACGCACGACAGCCGUCCCCUGUUUGCCGGGACUGCCGCACCAGCCUGACAGCCCAGGUUCUGACCUUGCCGCGCCACGCCCUGGCGAAUGACCUGUGGCUUGCAGAGCCUUGCCAGAGCUUCGUCACCGUCCUGCAGCCGGUGGUGCUUCCCCACGCCGAACGGCAGAAGGGCUUCAUCGGGAACACCAUCUUUUUGCCGCAAGCCAGUCCUUCCUCAGUCGAAGCAGUGUUGCCACCCCGCGCAGAGGACAUGGCCGAGCACAUCUUGUUCGUCUUGGUGGGCCACAACAGAGGCGACCUGCGAUCGUCGGCCACGAUGCAGGCACCUCGAGAGGAAUACGUUGCCGCUGUGGAGCGCCUCCGACAAACUUCCAAGUACUACGCGGAGGCAGCGGUCGAUCUCAGUCGAUGGUCUGGCCAGGAGGAGACUAUGUUUGAAGGCCGUGUCCUUGAGACGGACGCAGACAGCUAUUUGGCGAGAGAGCUCUUACAACGGGGACCGGCGGACGCUCAAGGCCAAGAGAGCAGCCAGCAGGAGGAGGACGACGCUGGCAUGGCGGAGGACACUGCAGAGUCCGGUCAUCUGAUUUCCAGCAUUGUCGGCCUGAAUGACACCUCGGACGAUGAGAAUCGUUGGUUGCGGGUUUGCCGAGAUGUGGAGGAUCUGUGUCGUCGAAAGCCUCGACAGUAUGACACUGAUGCAGAGCUGGUCGUGCGCAAUCGGGCCAACAAUGACCUGGGUGUGGAUGCUGCGCAGAUGGAAGGAGCAAAUCUACUGGGUCGAGAAGGUGCGCACGAACGUGGAGUCCUUCGUCGCAUCCGGCAGGUCCAGACUGUGGCCGCGCAUGGGGUGGAGACAGAGCGACAAGCGCAAGGGCAAAUGUUUGAGGUCAGGCCACAGAAGUUGGUGGUGCCUUCUCGAGAUACCCCUCUGAGCAUGUUUGAGCCAGGGACCUGGGCAAUGGCUUUUCCUACGUUGUUUGCUUGGGGUGACGGGGUGCCUUUCUUGAAGAGAGAGACGAGCAUGGAAGCUUCUGAAGUGUUUCGUUAUUUACUCCUACGCGAAGAGCUCCAGUACAGCGGUGAUGCAGGUGUUGAAGAUGAGGUCCCUGCACUACCUCGAUGGCGUUUGUCGGAGCAGUUGCUCCCGACGAUGUAUGAUGUCCAACGUCGUUUGACGUUGAUGCGGACCUCCAAGGCCUAUGUCAAGAGGAGUGGCUUCGGCCGCCACUGCUCGGUUAUAGCCUCCGUGACCUCCGAGCACCUCCUGAAGGCUAUGGCGCUGCACGGGGAGAAAGCGGACAUCCGCGAGUUGCUCCGCUCCCCGGACGUGGACGUGCCGCUCAAGCGCGCACUGGGUAGUGUCCUGCAGGCCAGUUCCAACGUUUUGGGCACAGAAGGUCACCGAUCUCAGAUCCGUCUGCGAGGCCACGCAGCUGGGUGGCAUUACGGCCCAAGUCACAUUUUUGUGACACCGAACUUGGCGGACUCGCGAGCUUCUCUGCUUUUGCAAUUGCAUCUGCAGGGGGGCUCGCGAGUCGAGGCCUAUGAGGUCGACCUGGCCUGGGACCUCGAGGCACCAGCGCUGCCCUCGCUGAGCGCAAUGCGUCGCAUUCUAGCUGCCGACCCAGUCUCUCAAGCAAGGUUUUUUGACGUGAUGAUGACCUUGUUCUUUGAGGAGAUAUUGGGCACGUUGCCGCCGCUUACCCGCGCCAGCUUCCGAGGCGGUCUUGCCAGGGACUUCGAAGAUGGUUUUGCUGCUUCCACUCAUGCUGGUUGCUUUGGAGAUGUGGCAGCCUUUUGUGGCCCUCUUGAGACUCAAGGACGCGGUUCCAUGCACCCACAUAUUCUGGUUGUGCUUUUGGGGCACGACUUGGGCAAUCGCCUUCGCUCUGUUUUGGCCACCGCAGCGCGUGGAGAACUGGUCAUUGAGUUGGAACGCUGGAGUCGCGCCGUCCUACAAGCAGCCAGCCGUAUUCGCUACGACAGCCAGCAAGCUCUCAGUCAGCAGUUGGAACAAGAAGUCUGUCCACUACCGCUGAGCGAAAAUCAGCGUGCUGCGUGUGGGAGGCAAUACAGCGACGUGCCACUGAGGUCAACGGAGCCAGACGGCCACGAAGCGGCGACGGAGUCCAGUACACCUCUCCGACUGACCGGAUGCUUCGCUUCACUACGUCCACAUUAUGUCAGGAGGAGCAAGGCCGCUGCUUUCAACGCGGCCAGUUGGAACGCUGCGAAAGGCAAGCGGGGAUGUCGAUUUGGCUGCUUCCACGUCGAACUACACAAAGAAACGGAAGACUCUGGACUGGAGAAGGUGCGCGCGCGUUGUUUGAAGGGAUGGCCUCGAGUUCAGCGUGCGCAGUUUAUGAUUCUACCACGUGAAAAUGUUCCAUUGGAGGAAGAGGAGGCCAUGAAGAAUGAGAACCCCCAUGUCUUUCAACCUCAACGGGACCAUCCCUUCGAAGGCAUGUCGAAUCCCAUAGCUCAAGUCAGCAUGCGGUGCAACGUCGACGUGAAAUACUUGGGACGUGGUUUUUGCGAUGCCGAUUUGCAGAAAUUGGCUGCCAAUGAAGAGGAUGGAGACGGACAGGGCGGAGACGCACAGCCACCAGACGGGGAGCGCAAAAAGAAGGACAAGAGCUUGGACGCGCGGUUGCGCAGAGUUGUUGUGGAUAUGUUUCGGGACAUGCAGGAUGUGCAAUUUUAUACUGGGGAGUACGCGAGCAAGAAGUUCGAAGUGUCUCGAUCUCUGCUGCCGGAACUCUUUGCCGGCGUUCAGCGUCUUGAAGCUGAAGAGGCACAGCGAGACAUGCCGAGCGGCCAUGACGCCGCAGUGGCGGAGGCGGCACCGGUGCCCGAGGCUGCGCCGUUGCCUGCAGAAGUGGCCAGGUUGCGUGCUUUGAGUUUAUUGCGACGUCUUGCUUUUGGCAUGCAGAGAUGUGUUGCGAAGUCCAAUGGGGAGAUGGCCUACCAACUUUUGUUUCAGCAGGAGCAACUGGUCAGCUACAGUGGCUACAACAUGUUCUUUCGGUUUGUGCCCUAUGCCAUGUUUCGUUGUCGCGCAGUGGCCUUGGACGCAGCCGCCGCCAGCGCGCCUCAUUUGAAAGUUCUGCCCCUGGAGCCUGUGGAGGCUGAAGAGAUUGACGCAAUCCCUGUGCAAGAGGUUGCUGAGGUAUUCGACGAGGAAGAUUUGACGGAAAGUGGGAUCCCAGGUGGCACGAGGGUUGCGUCGCACAAUCAGAAGGAUGAUUACUUGCAUCGUGGUGCUUCAGCCGUUAUGACGUCUAUGUCUUUGGUUAUGUAUUCUCGUUAUGUGCGACGAGAGUUGCGAACAGCAGACGACAAUGUUGUGGUGCCUGUGGAUUUGCGCCUUCCGGGGCAGAAUGAACCUGAGAAAUACGCAGCGUUUAUGCUGGGUUUGUCGUUGCCCUUUCCACGUUGCCCGGGUGCACAGCAUUGUGGAGAAGCUUGGCAAUGUUUUCAUUGUCAUGAGAUUGAAAAGUUGGAAGGGAAAGGUUUCCUGCGAGCCUGUUUCUCCAAGACCUGGAAACAUUGGAAAGCUUGCAUGCAGGUGCGCAAGGUGAAUGCGCAGGAACGACUCUUGGCUGGCUUGAGUUUACCUUUUCUGCGUGACUUGGUGGGCUUACGCGAGUGGUGCGAUGUGUCUUGUCUCGACGAGAUGCUUCUGGAUGGAGCAGACCCUGAGAUCUCCGAAGAGAUGCCUGCGCAGGAGCCCGCAGGAGAAGAUGCAGAGGACCAGGGAAUUCUGUUUCCGAGCGCCUCCACACCUUCGCCUCUGUCGAGUACCUAUCAUUUGAUGUGGUGUCUCGGGAAGGUUUUCAAGGGCAAGCAUGGUCGCUACGUGGACCUACCUCGGAUACACGAAAGGAUUUGUUGGUCUUUGGGAAUCCCUUGUGGUUUUCACUACACACAGUUGACUCCGCUGGAGCACAUGUCUCAUGUGCAGCUGCAGUGGUUGGGGAGAUUCCGCCUGCACCACGAAGCACGACAGCUCAGCAGCAGCCAGAGGAGAGCCGAGCGCUUUGCUUACAUGACCAAGGAAGAGGAGGGCGAAGACGUGGAGGAGUACUGGGACGAUGUCGGUCCCGUGGACAUAGAAGGAUCUGAUGUGGAGAACGAUCUCGAGCACGAAGAUGCGAUAGAGCGCAUGGAUUGCGCCGAACAUCCUGUGAGCCGAGAAGCUUUGAAAAAAGUACUCUUUCGUGAGAAAGACUGGAAGCGUUGCCUGGCGGGACGCGACAACCGCACGAAGUUUGCUCUGAGCAGAUUGAAGCAAGUGGUUGAGGCCAUGGGUGGCUUGCCCAAUGUGACUGUCAACGUUGAAGGCGAGCGUCCUCUGGAUGGUGCUCUUCGUCGCGCAUGGGCCUAUGCUGAAGCACAAGACAUGUUUGACCGGCAAUCCCAGUACCUGGAGAAUCUGUCUGGAGGUGUUCCAGAUGAUGCUGAGGAGGAGUUUGUCCCGAGUGGCCUGGAAGCGAUGACUGCGACGGAUCCGUUCUUGAUGGAUCUGAACGCGCAGAAUCUGCGACCGAGGGACUAUGCCUUGAAGCUGGUGGAGGACCAAAGCUGGUGGAAAAUCAUGGGGUGGAUCGAACGACUGGAGUGCACGCUCAACGCACAGCAGAUUCGCGCUGUGGCUCCCAUUGUAUGCACGAUCGAUGAAAUGUGGGAGAAGCGCACCGAAGCAAGCACCUGCUUCGCCAAUGGCCAGCCCAGUGAGCGGUGCAAUUGUCUAUGGCUUGGCGCGGGGGGCUCGGGCAAAACGUGGGCAUACACCAAAGUCUUGCGACCUUUGUUCCAGCGCUUCUUUGGCUUUGGUCGCUACACUGCCGGGGCACCGACCCACGCGGCCGCGCGGUUGUUGGGGGCAGAAGCUAGAACUCUGCACAAACUGGCGAACAUUUCCCCCAACUCCGCACUACACCGCGGCGCCAUCCGAGGGCAGCGGAACAAAAAUGAUGCCUUGGAGCAACAGAUCCUGGCGUCAUUGGCCUGCAUCGUCGAUGAGCUGUCGAUGAGCGCAGCGGAUGUAUAUCAUGCUCUUGGCCUGCGCUUCUCGGUGAAGCGCUGUGAGAACUGGGCGCUGGACCUGAGCCGCUAUCUGCAGGAGUGGUUCGGCAAGAUGCCGAUAGGGCUACAAUUGGGCGACUUCCUACAGUUGCGCCCUGCCGCCCAAGCGAGCCUCUGCGAAUGGGUGGAAGUUCCGUCAGCGGUAGAACCAGCGCCGCUGACGGAACUUCAAGAAGCCGAAGCCCCAGAGCAGGCCAGCAACGCAGCCGAGCUGGGGCGGCUCUUGUUCAAGAACUCCAUGGGCAUUGUGGUGCACUUCACUGGAACUGGGCGUUUCUCUUCUUGUGCUUCUGGCCAAGCUUUGGUGGCCAUUUUGCAGCACAUGCGGCAAGGCACCGCCAUGACGGACGCACUCUGGGCGCAACUCCAGAGUCGUGUCUACGAGGUCCAGCAACAGCAAGACCUCCAGACCGCGCCUUCGCGCGGGGUGUUCUUGCGGGCCUACUGGGGUGCACUUGCCUGGGAGCAGGUUGCUCGGUUGCAACAGUUGCGAGCAGUGCUUGAGGCGGAAGACGCUGGAGAACGGCUGUACUUCGUGCAAGCCAUCGACAAGCCCACCGGCGACGCCGCGCUGUCUUCCGCCCAGGUCAGCGCAGCUCUGCAGCAUUUGAACAUGACCAAGACUGGGUAUUUGAUUGGCAUGUGUCCGUUGUUUCUUGGGAUGGAAGUGCGCAUUUCGCGCAUCUUGCCGGAGCCCUUGCUGACGCGUGAGCUCCCGUGCAUAGUGCGACGCAUGGAACUACAUCCCAAAGAACCUCCGACGCCACCUGGAGCAGCUUGCGUGGUCCUGCAGUACCAGCCGCUUGGAGUUUUGGUGGAGGUCGCAGACAGUGAUUAUGGUCAGUUUCAGGUCCCUGGCGACGACGUACCCAAGGGUCAUUUCUACGUGAGGCCUGUGUUCAACAAGCAAUCGGCCUGGGUCUUUGAGGUUGCGCCCAAGCAGAAACUUCGACUUGUUCGGAAACAGGUACCCUUGGCCCCACAGCGAGUGCUGACUCAUUUUGGACUGCAAGGCAUCACUGCCAGAUCUGGCCUGGUCGCUUUUCUGAAUCAACCUCCCUGGAUGAAGGAUGGAGAUUACGGUUUGGCCCUCUAUGUCAUGUUGUCACGAGCAACGAAGUUGAGCGAUUUAUGGCUCAUUGGAGUGCCUGAGCGCCCAUAUUUCGAAGGCUUCUUGCAUGAGCACAACAAGACUUUGGUGGAUCGUAUGAGCCUGUUUGAACGUCUGUCUGUGCAGAAUGAGCAAGCUGCGGAAAAGUACAUCCAGAAGCUGCUUUGGAGGGGAAAUGCUUACGUGAACCGCACGCUUGGUGUUUCUGGAACAGGACAAGCCAAGAGGCGGAGGCUGACAGGCAAGACUGCUGUGGCCUGA
This is a messenger RNA of Durusdinium trenchii, 7722 nucleotides long. Lineage: Eukaryota; Dinophyceae; Suessiales; Symbiodiniaceae. The record is from the annotation of a GenBank genome assembly.